This is a messenger RNA of Hydractinia symbiolongicarpus, 2672 nucleotides long. Its product is annotated as kinesin-like protein KIF6. The transcript has 26 exons. Gene Ontology annotation, molecular function: microtubule motor activity; microtubule binding; ATP binding. The coding region runs from base 80 to 2500 and encodes 806 amino acids. NCBI's taxonomy places the organism in Eukaryota, Metazoa, Cnidaria, Hydrozoa, Anthoathecata, Hydractiniidae. Gene Ontology annotation, biological process: microtubule-based movement; mitotic spindle organization. The record is from RefSeq and is a predicted model, not a curated record.
AUCAUAAAAAAGUUUACCUUGUGUUUACCGCAACUGUGUUUUUUAUAUUAUUUUGUAUUAUAAAAAAAGAAAGUAAAACAUGGUAAAGCAGACGAUUCGGAUAUUCUGUCGUGUGAAACCUACAAAGCAACAUGUUGGAAUUUAUGAAGUUGAUGAUAGUGAUGGAAAUCAAUCUGUUAUAUCAUACAAUGUGCCAAAAGAAUUAUCAGAUGGCAUUAUAAAUAACAAGAAGGAAAAUUAUGAAUUUCGAUUUGAUCAAGUGUUUGAUCAAGAAACCAAACAAGACGAAAUCUUUGCUCAUGUGGCACAGCCUGUUAUUGAUAACGUGUUGUCUGGUUUUAAUGGAACUUUGUUUGCAUAUGGACAGACCGGCUCUGGUAAAACGUUUACAAUAACUGGAGGAGCCGAACGAUAUAUUGAUCGUGGAAUUAUUCCAAGGACUUUAUCAUAUAUAUUUAAUCAAAUGUUACAGAAUGCUGGCUUCGUCUUCGCUGCUCAUAUAUCGUAUUUAGAAAUAUAUAACGACAAUGGCUAUGAUUUGUUAGAUCCGAAACACGAAGCUGCAAAGCUUGAGGACUUGCCUAAGAUAUCAUUGCUUGAGGAUAGUGAUGGAAAUAUCCAUUUGAAAAACUUAUCGAUUCAUCAAGCGAAUAAUGAAGAGGAAGCAUUGAAUCUGCUUUUUCUGGGUGAUACUAACAGAAUGAUUGCAGAGACACCAAUGAAUCAAGCAUCCACUCGAUCACACUGUAUCUUCACCAUCCAUCUCAACAUGCGAGAGCCAGACUCUGCUACUGUUAGACGUUCAAAGCUACAUCUUGUUGAUUUAGCAGGAUCAGAAAGAGUAGGUAAAACUGGGAUUGGAGGAUCGCUGUUCAAAGAAGCAACUUACAUUAACUUAUCAUUACAUCAUCUAGAACGGGUGAUUAUUGCAUUAUCCGAAAAAUCUAGAAGUCAUAUUCCCUAUAGAAAUUCCAUGAUGACUUCUGUACUUCGCGACAGUCUUGGUGGGAAUUGUAUGACAACUAUGAUUGCGACAUGCUCUGUGGAAAAGAAAAAUAUAGACGAGUCCAUAUCAACUUGCAGGUUCGCACAGAGAGUUGCAAUGAUAAAGAACGAUGCUGUCUUGAACGAAGAACUAGAUCCUAAACUCAUGAUAGCGAAAUUGAAACGCGAAAUCCAGCUUUUAAAAGAUGAGUUGGCUUUGGCAAAAGGGGAACAGUACGAAAGCGAAAUUACUGAAGAUGAGCAAGAAAGGUUGCAAGCUCUUGUAAAAAGUUUUAUUGAAGAUAGAGAUAUGGAGGCUAUGUUAUCAGUGGGUGCCGACAUGAGAAGAAUUAACUAUUGCUUUCAAUUACUGAAGAAAUAUUGUAUCGACAAUGACAAUCACAAUGAUGAGACUUCCAGAUCACCUGAAAAUGGAAGAAUAAGCGAACAAACGACUAGAUCAGAACCUGUCGAUAACACCUACUUAGCAAACAAAUCUGAAAUGAGGAAGCUAAAAGACUUGAUAUUACAGAGGGACAAUGAAAUCAAUAUUCUUGUUAACAUGUUGAAGAAGGAAAAAUUGCGCGCAGAUGCUUCCGAAAGAAACACACCAAAAGAGUCUUCCGGUCAGAAUGUGACUGCAUCGAUCGAAAGGAGACAUUCUGAAGUUGUUCCAGAAGAGGAACAACGCAGUGAAAGAAACAUGCUUGCUGAUAAGUUGUUACGAAAGAAUAAAGUAUCGAUGUCAUCAGUUCGACAAGAAGCUUUUGAAAUAUUCAAAAGAGAUUACCAUGAAAAUCACAUCAUUGAUGAAAACAAGCGAGGUCUGCGUAACAGAUAUGCAGACGCUAAAAAACUGGGUCAGCAAGUCAAUACAGCCAGAGAAGCUAUAAACGCUAUCAAAGCGAAACUGGAAAAACUGAAAUUUAGGAAGUCUUUAAAAGCUGCCUCUGGAGGUGAAUUAGCUGGGGCUAAGAGCAAUGAUCCGGAAGAACAAGUGUUACGAGAACAAUUAGAUGCAGAAAAAAGCAAAUAUAAGGAAGCUUUCAGUCAGUUGAAAUUGUUGAAGACAGAGAUCGAACACAUGCAGCAUUUACUGGAAAAGGCGAAAGUGAAAAUGCAAAAAGAUUUCGAACUUUGGUGGGCUGAAGAGGCAGCGAUGUUAUCACAGCCCCAAACAGAGGUACAUUCAAAUAGGAGAACCACUUCUUUAACUUCACAAGAAUCAAAAAAUGAUAAUAGACCGAUAGAAAGGUUUCCACUAAAAGAAUCUGUUGACAUCAGAGCAAGUCAGAGCAGCGAAUACGCACUGAAUACUCCUUCUCAAAGUAUUAAUGAUGGUUUCUCUCAUGUAUCAAGAAAUUCCACGAGAUCGUCCUUUCAAAGUUCGUCCGGCAUGUCAUCCGGCUCAAGACCUGGUUCAAAUGUCCGAUUAACCGGCGAUCAGAAGACGGAUGAAGAUAUUAUGGCUUUUAUGAAAGCUAGGGAGGAAUUGUUAAGAAAAGCUCGAAGAUGACGAAUCAACUGUCUAGUAGGUGAAACAUACAGAGUUGCUGAAGUAAAAACGUAUAAACAAACAAACCGCUGGUCGGAUCAAUAAUGCUACUUAUAACAGAUGACGUCAAAAUUUGUUAUUUUUUAUACUUGUAAAUUAUAUUGAAUGUUGAAUAAUUUAGAACUAUUUAUUA